UGUGCGAAUAGGGAGACACUCAAAAUACAACCAUUUUUUGGCGUGUGUGUAGCUAGCGCAAGCCGCUUGGUAAUCUAAAACAGAAGGAAGCGAGUGGUGAAACGUAUCAAAAAACACGCACGCCCGGCAUUAUUGCAUUUUACUUUUGUGAAUAUCGUGAAGCGCGUACAUAGCGAAAAAAAAACAUGUCUGACGAAAAGAAGGGAGGCGAAACUGAGCACAUUAAUCUGAAAGUACUUGGCCAGGAUAACGCGGUGGUCCAAUUUAAAAUUAAGAAACACACACCUUUGCGAAAACUGAUGAAUGCCUACUGCGACCGUGCCGGACUCUCCAUGCAGGUGGUGCGCUUCCGUUUUGACGGCCAGCCCAUCAAUGAGAACGAUACUCCGACCUCGCUAGAGAUGGAGGAGGGCGAUACUAUCGAGGUGUACCAACAGCAGACCGGCGGUGUUUAUUAAAUAUAUACUUGUAUGAAUGUAGUUAAGCUAGUUACUUUUCAUUUUAACGACAACAGCAACAACAAAACCAACAGCAGCAGCAGCAGCAACAACAAAUAAGCGAGCAUUAUUCUACAUAAAUAAA
This is a messenger RNA of Drosophila hydei, 582 nucleotides long. It is a transcript of the gene Sumo, whose product is annotated as small ubiquitin-related modifier 2. The record is from RefSeq and is a predicted model, not a curated record. The transcript is spliced from 2 exons. The coding region runs from base 186 to 458 and encodes 90 amino acids. Gene Ontology annotation, biological process: protein sumoylation. NCBI's taxonomy places the organism in Eukaryota, Metazoa, Arthropoda, Insecta, Diptera, Drosophilidae. Gene Ontology annotation, cellular component: nucleus. Gene Ontology annotation, molecular function: ubiquitin-like protein ligase binding; protein tag activity.